Molecule: messenger RNA, 1587 nt
Organism: Oldenlandia corymbosa var. corymbosa
Lineage: Eukaryota; Viridiplantae; Streptophyta; Magnoliopsida; Gentianales; Rubiaceae
Source: the annotation of a GenBank genome assembly
AUGGGUGGGUCUUAUUCAGACGUUUCCGUGGAGGAUUUGUUAAAAGUGAUAAAAGGAUUUAUAGAAAUGCUGAUUCUCGCAUCCGGGUAUCAAUCGUCGGGUCGGCUUGCCCAUUGGGAUUCACACAAUAUCAAGCAAGCUUUUCAGUGGGCUGUCUUUAUCGAAGAUGUGCUGAGGUGCUGGAAAAGCUCUGAUGAUCACCAAGACCCUGUGGCUAAACUUGAUCUGGCUUUACUCGAAAUCAAUUCGAGUCCCUCUUUCCCCCAGGGCCUUCAAAAUCUAACAUCAACAAGUCUCAGUCAAGCCAGAUGUCUCAUUCUUAGCCAUCUAAUCCAUACCUUACCUUUGAGGGACACACAUCUGAGAGCUACAAUUGCAGCCAUUGUUGAGGUUGAUUUUCAAGAACUUCAAAGUUUGAGUGGUGAUGCCCUUCAUGUAUAUGUUGACAGAUUUAUACUUGAUGCGACCAAAACCACUUUUCCUACCGGAAGAAUUACUCUUCCUGGACAAUGUACUCGUGGUUCUUCAGAAGCACAACCUGGGAUGGACAAAAUCAGCUUAAAAGGCGGAUUUACCAGGUGCGCCGUUCAGGAACUUGCUACGAGGCAACUUGAACUCUCACACCUGACAGUAGCUGAAGCAGGAUUGGAUGUUCUCUCCAGGAUUGUGAGAAAUAGCAACUCAAAUGAGCUUGGAACUACUCUGUGUGGCAAGAAACCACAGCUUAUGAAAAAUGUCAUGGUCGAGGAAAGAGCUGUUGAACCUGAAGUUUGGAGUCUGUGGAAAUCAAGAGCCCUCUCAUACUUGCUGGAUAACAGAACUAUUAGACUGGUUUCAGGCGCAAAAUUACUGUUGUCAGCACCAAAGCAUCAAUGGGUAGAGGUGCUUAGAAGAAUGGCUAUCUCAGAUGAAACAGAUGAUUACUAUGAAAAGAUUGAGCUUUUGUUAUCUGGAAGUAUUGGCAGCAAAUGGAGUUCUUUAAUUGAAAAGGUAAUAUCAAGUUCUUAUAAAUCUGUCACCAUCUCGAAACUAUACCGUGAAGUACAAGACCUGCUUUUUAGAAGAUCACAGAAUCCUUGCUUUGAAGAACAUGCAUCCACAGAGGAAAAAGGUGCUCUUGAGUACUUGGAGGAUGUUUUGACCAACAAAGUUCAUUGUUUGUUGAAAUUAUUACCUAUUAUUCCAGCAGCGGCAAUAUCUUUAAGGUCACCAUUAUUGAAGUCAUAUCUUAUUGAACUAGAGAGUAGGAUGAGAGGAGACUCGUCUGCAAUCAGAUGUUGCAAUUGUGUUAUGGAUGGGAAGAACCAUACAGAAUGUGAAGUUGCAGAGAGAAUUUGGUGUCUCUAUAUUUUCCAUGCUUGUGGUUCCUGGGUUGAAAGAAGAGUUCCAGUCAAAUGUUUUCAAGGGUCUUAUCAUGUGGCAAAGCGGUUAGUUUGGAGGUUCAAAUCAGAAUGGAAGCCUAUAGCUCAGAGAUGGCAGAGAAGCAGUACAUCACGGUACAGUUACGAUGCCCAGAGCUAUUCACAGAACUUCGACGAUGGCUGUUCCGAUGAGCAUCGAUCACCUCUUGCUCCUAGUCCCAGAUGA